Coccinella septempunctata (seven-spotted ladybird) is the source of this 483-nucleotide messenger RNA. RefSeq lists its product as uncharacterized. The transcript has 3 exons. Bases 1 to 483 code for a protein of 160 amino acids. NCBI's taxonomy places the organism in Eukaryota, Metazoa, Arthropoda, Insecta, Coleoptera, Coccinellidae. The record is from RefSeq and is a predicted model, not a curated record.
AUGCGUCGUCCUAUGGCCAUGGGUCAUCCUAGUGCUUCUCGUAUGACCCGUCCAGCCGGCCCCGUAUCGAACCAACAAAGGCCCUUCGACAUCAGACCUCACGAACGCGGCCCUUAUCAGGGCCACAAGAAUAGGGAAAUUAACUACAACUAUGCCGCCUACAAACAGAAAGUAAAUGGUCUAUCUCCACGAAUAAUGCGUCGUCCUAUGACCAUGGGUCAUCCUUGUCAUAAUCAAGUGAGGCGUACAGCCGUUCCUGUACCGGACAGAAAAACUCUACUUCACCAGAGUCCAGCUUCCUCGAACUUCGAAGUAGACAGGGCUCUGAAGGAAAUGAUCAUUAUGAAAGCAAAACUUUCGCCUAUUGUUCCCAUUUCGGGGUUGGAUAUUAACAAAAAAGAAUUGCUCUUCCAUCAUCCUAAGUCAACGCUAUCAGAGAUGCCCCUUUCUAAAGGUUCCUCAACCCCGAGUAAGUACAAAUAA